Messenger RNA from Saccostrea echinata, 6090 nucleotides. RefSeq lists its product as uncharacterized. The record is from RefSeq and is a predicted model, not a curated record. Gene Ontology annotation, molecular function: nucleic acid binding. Lineage: Eukaryota; Metazoa; Mollusca; Bivalvia; Ostreida; Ostreidae. Gene Ontology annotation, biological process: DNA integration. The transcript has a single exon. Bases 1 to 6090 code for a protein of 2029 amino acids.
AUGUCGGCCAAGAUGAGCCUGAAGCCGGAACUAAGGACAGAGAGAGAGAUGACCCGGAUGCGUCAGUUGUCCACACUGGGACAGGAACAGUAUGAAGCUGCAGUUGACAGACACCUUCAGAAGAUUCGCGACAUCAAAAGGGAAAUUGAUGGAUGCAUAGAUGAUAUUAAGUUACUAAAACCCUCUAGUGAAAACUGUAUUGACGCCUUCCGACAGCUCUUGAGUUCAUGCUAUAGCGCAUACCUUAAAUGUUCAGAGGACUUUUUAGCCUUUUUACAAGGCACACGAACAGCUGAAAGCCUAAAUGAAGCUGCAGCACACCGUCUUAUUAUGGAUGCUAUGAGUGCAAAGAUAGAUGCUGUGCAUCUUAGUUUAGAUGAACUCUCUAAUAUAAAAGACUCAAAGGCUUAUCGACAGUCAGAAGAACACUUAUCGGCACGGUCACUCAGAGUGCAAUCAACACAUUCGCAACAGGUUCAAAGAAAACAUAGUCCUAGCAGAUCCAAAUCAGGAAAAUCUAGUGAAUUUUCUUCAGGACUCACCAAGUACAGCCUAAGCAGGAGUGGAAGUUCAAGUACCUACCUCCAAAGAGUGGAAGCAAAACUAAACGCAUCUCGAGCUAAGUUGAAAUACGUUGCUAAGGAGGUGAUAAUUCUCAAGGAAAGGGCGGCGUUGGAUGCACAGCUAAAGCUAGUAAAAGCUGAAUGUGAGAUCGAAAUGCGAGAGAAGGAGAUAGAGGUCAUGAGAGAAACAUUUAAACUUGAGAGGGAAGAUACAGAGAUGUCGUCUACAAGAAAGUCACGCACGGAAGAAUAUGUGAAGAAUCUUCCUCACCCACAGCUUACGCAAGUUCAACAGAACGAUGCUCCUCCUAAUGUGGUCAAGGAAGUCAGAGAUUUUGUUCAAGACACAGAACAAGUAAACAACAACAGUGAUGCACAUUGCAGACAAACUCACCUGGACCCAGAUGCUCCUUCUUUCACCCCUAUUAGACCUCCACCUCACAGAGUUCAGAUGAUCACGUCAUCCCCUCUGCACGUUGAGAAUUCUAACAAUAUACAUAAUACCCCUGCCGUUGGAGAUCCAACGUGUGAUUCAUCGUCAACAAAUACAUCUAACCAGAUGACGGAGUUUACCAAGUUCUUAGUGAAAAAAGACUUACUUUUGUCACGACUUACCAAGUAUGACGAUAACCCAAUGUUCUACGUUGCAUGGAAGUUAAACUUCAAAGGGAUCAUGAAAGAGUUAGACACUACAUCAACCGAAGAACUGGACCUUUUGGUUAGAUGGUUGGGUCCAGCAUCGUCCAGACAAGCCAGCACCAUUCGUGCAUGUAAUGCAGACAAUUCAGCACUAGCUGUAAGGAAAAUAUGGGAGAGGCUUGAGGAGAGAUUUGGUUCACCCGAGAUGGUGGAAAGGAGUCUGAAAGAGCGCAUUACUUCUUUCCCUAGAAUCACUGCCAAUGACAACAAACGUCUAUUCGACCUAGCUGAUCUAGUUAGUGAGAUAGCAUCUGUGAAGGAACAACCACAAUACCAUGUUCUCUUUGGUUAUUUUGAUUCUUCUACCGGGAUAAACCCGAUUGCAUCAAAGUUACCUUGGAACCUACAGGAGAAGUGGGUGACAGAAGCUAGUAGAUUCAAACGGCAACAGGGAAGCACCUUUCCACCCUUCUCGAUAUUUGUCAAGUUUAUACACGACACGGCCAAGACUCGGAAUGACCCAAGUUUCCAGUUCGACCGCACAGAAAGGACGAGUUCAAGUUCGAGUGUGCCAAAGAAAACAUCAACUGUGGUUGUCAAGAAGACUGAGACUACAAGUAACACUACCAAUCUAGACGAUUCACAAUUGUGUCCAUUACACAAAACAAAGCAUUUACUCAACGAAUGCUCAGCUUUCCGCAGGAAGCCCCUUGAAGAGCGCAAAAAGUUCAUACUUUCCAAUGGCAUAUGUUUUAAGUGCUGUGGACCUAAGAAGCACAGAGCUAUGAACUGUAAGACAAAUGUGAAAUGUGACGUCUGUAAAAAAUCUUCACAUCCAAGUGCACUUCAUGCGGAUUUGGAUUGCCACGUAGGGGAGCUCUCACCAGAAGGAACAGUGAAGAAUGCUUGCACUAAAGUUUGUGGAAAACCAAGGGGUACUAGCAGAUCCUGUGCUAAGAUUAUACCAGUUAGAGUAUAUCUAAAGGAUGAUCCACAGAAGUGUCGAGUUGUGUAUGCUCUCAUUGAUGACCAGAGCAGCCAUUCAUUAGCAACAUUGCCAUUCUUUGACUUCUUUUCACCAGGAAGUUCUAAAUAUCAGUACAUACUGUCUUCAUGUGCAGGAAGACUUACUACUUCAGGAAGGAGGGGUCAUGGUUAUGUGAUCGAGUCGUUGGAUUUGACAUGCAAGUUAGAGCUACCCGUCGUCAUUGAGUGCAACGACAUACCCAAUAACAGAGACGAAAUUCCGUUCCCUGCCGUUGCACAGCAGUACCCUCACCUUCAAGAAAUUGCUUCAUUCAUACCUACUGUGAUGGAUGAUGUUGAGAUUGAACUUCUUAUAGGAAGAGAUGUUGUCUCAGCACACCAUGUUCUGGACCAGAAACUCGGUGAGAGUGACCUUCCAAUAGCCCAAAGGCUCCCUCUUGGUUGGGUCAUUAUUGGACAAGUUUGUAUGGGAAAUUUGCACCACACAAAUGUUAUAAACGUGAAUAAGACAUUCAUACUACAAAAUGGUAGACCAUCUAUAUUCGAACCAUGUGAUAGUAAGUUCCAUAUUGCUGACAACCCAUUUGUGAAAACAGAACAUGACGAAAAAACUGGACUCUCCUUUGAGGAUAAAGCCUUUCUUCAUGUGAUGGAAUCUGGCAUGAAGAAAGAGGAGGAUGGGCAUUGGUCAGCACCACUUCCCUUUCGACAGGAUCGACCAGUUCUACCUAGCAACAGAGCACAAGCUGCGAAGCGUGCUAAGUCGUUUGAUUCCAGUCUCCAACGUGACCCAUUAAAACGUCAGCACGUACUGGAAUUUAUGGAUAAAAUCUUCAUACAUGGACAUGCUGAGAAGGCACCGACCAUUCCCCAAGGACAAGAGUGUUGGUACCUCCCCAUGUUCGGGGUGUACCACCCUAAAAAACCCAACUCCAUAAGAGUAGUAUUUGAUUCCUCAGCUCGUCACGAAGGGUUAUCACUGAAUGAUGUAUUAAUGAAGGGUCCAGAUCUCUCAAACAGUUUACAAGGCAUUCUGCUUCGUUUCCGUCAGAAUGCUGUUGCCAUUACAGCAGACGUGGAACAAAUGUUUCAUAAUUUCCGAGUUGAUGAGCCAGACCGCAACUACUUACGCUUCUUAUGGCACCAGGGGAACGACUUUGAAAAGCCCUUAGAUGAGUUCCGGAUGAGAGUGCAUGUUUUUGGGAACUCCCCUUCCCCUGCAGUGGCCACAUAUGGUUUACGUCGAUCUGUUGUUGAUGCUGAACCAGAUGUCAAGAACUUUGUAUUUCAUGAUUUCUAUGUAGAUGAUGGGCUCACUAGCUGUGACACUGAGGAGAAGGCUGUAAGUCUGAUGAAGCAGACCCAGAAAGCACUUAGGGAAGGAGGAAUGUUGCGUCUCCAUAAGAUAGCAUCUAAUUCCAAGUCAGUUCUCAGCCAAUUUGACCAAGAUGACCUUGCUAAGGACUUAAAGAGCAUGGAUUUUGGUUCGGAGAUUAUGCCAGUGCAGAGGACUCUUGGUGUGGUUUGGAAUAUCGAAUCUGACAAGAUCACCUUUCAAGUUUCAAAAGAAACAAAGCCCUACACUCGUAGAGGAGUACUGUCAACAAUAAACAGUUUAUUCGAUCCUCUGGGUUUUGUCUCACCUGUCACACUCAGAGGUAAAAUGCUUCUUCGUGAGAUGAUGUCGCCUCCAGGUCCCACCAACUGGGAUGAACCACUUCCAGAAUCCUUUCGUGAGCAAUGGGAAAACUGGGUGAAAUCGCUUCGUCAGUUAGAAGAGGUUGAGGUCCCAAGGAUGUAUGGAAGACUUUCAUUAUCCCAGGUUCCUAGUACUGAAGUCCACAUAUUCUGUGAUGCCUCUAAGGAUGCUAUCGCUGCUGUGGCGUACAUCAAGACUAUAGGAGAAGAUUCAUCUGAUGUAGGAUUCUUGCUUGGAAAAGCAAAGGUAGCACCCAGUCAUGGCCAUACUAUACCACGUUUAGAGUUGUGUGCUGCUGUGGUUGCUGUUGAGUUGGCUGAAGUGGCCAAAGAACAACUGGAUCUCAAGAAAGAAGAUUUCCAUUUCUACUCUGAUAGUCGUGUGGUACUUGGAUACAUAUCAGCAGAAACUAGAAGAUUUCAUGUUUAUGUAGCUAACAGAGUCAGUCGCAUCAGAUCAUUUUGUGGACCAGAACAGUGGAAUCACGUACCCACAGAGGACAAUCCUGCAGAUGGCGCCACUCGCAAGUUUAGAACUUCAGAUCUCUCAGACAGCAUGUGGUUAAGAGGACCAGACUUUUUACGAAGUGUCAAGGUUGAUGAUGUGAAUGAACACUUUCCUCUUAUUGAUGCUGAGAUUGAUAAAGAGAUAAAGAAAGAAGUAUCAACUGCUAAGACAGUGCUUGAGCCAGUAUUAGGUUCGAAACGCUUUUCACGUUUCUCAACAUGGAAAAGUUUAGUGAGAGCCAUAAUGACUUUGAAGAUGCUUGCCAGGAAAACAUGUGCCUCUCAGGUCAUUGAUGACACCAAUUUGCUUGAGUCUACAGAAAAACUCAUCAUCAAAGAAGCGCAGUUAGAAACUUACGGUGCAGAAAUCAAGGCCAUUAGAAAUGGCAGUGAUCCCCCAAAGAACAGUCCCCUCUUACCCUUGAAUCCUAUCUUGGGUGUUGAUGGUCUCCUUCGUGUCGGUGGACGUAUCCGUCGUAAACAAGUCAAGCCGGGUGGUGAUCAGCAUACAGCCCAUCCCAUUAUAAUUCCAAAGAACCAUCAUGUUGCUGUUCUGAUAAUACGUCAUUAUCACUCCAAGAUACACCACCAGGGCAGGCAAAUGACAGAAGGGGUUAUACGAUCUUUUGGUUAUUGGAUUGUCAACGGAAAGCGCAUGAUUUCAUCUGAGAUCCACCACUGCAUUACUUGUAGAAAACUUCGUGGGAAGUUUGGAUGGGUUCAGAUGGCAGACUUACCAGAGGAUCGACUGCAAGAAGCUCCGCCAUUCACAUUUGUUGGUUUAGACGUCUUUGGACCCUGGUCAGUUGUAACAAGGAGAACACGGGGCGGUUCAGCUAAUUCAAAGAGAUGGGGUGUGUUAUUUACCUGUUUAGUGUCUCGUGGAGUUCAUGUGGAACUUGUAGAGGAGAUCAGUUCAGCCUCAUUCAUUAAUUGCACGCGUAGAUUCAUAGCGUUACGAGGUCCCGUCCAGCAGAUUCGGUCUGAUCGAGGGACAAAUUUUAUAGGGGCUGUUAAAGAACUCAACAUUGAUGCAGAGUUUGUCGAAACUGGACCAGUAAAGGAUUACCUGACUGAAAGUAAAAUAGCAUGGGUGUUUAAUCCUCCCCAUGCAUCCCACUUCGGGGGUGUAUGGGAAAGGAUGAUUGGGUCGGUUCGACGCAUUUUGGAUGCUCUUCUCCUAGAGAACAAAUCCUUUGACUUGACACAUGAAGUUUUGUCAACCUUCAUGGCGGAAGCCUGUGCCAUUGUGAACAGUAGACCACUUGUUCCAGUCUCCUCAGAUCCUGAGGCACCAGCUGUCCUUUCACCAUCAUUGUUGCUGACACAGAAACGACCAGACAUCACAUUUCAAUUACCCAAGUUUGGGAACAAGGAUGCUCUGCGCAGCCAGUGGAAGUUAGUCCAACACUUAGCUGAUGAAUUCUGGUCAAGAUGGAAGGCAGAAUAUCUGAAUGCAUUACAGAAACGUGCAAAGUGGUUCAGUGAAGGUGAACAAUUUAAAGAAGGAGAUGUUGUUCUUGUUAAAGAUGAAGAAUCCCACAGAAGUCAGUGGCCAUUAGGAGUGGUGGAGGAAACAUAUCACAGCAAAGAUUCCAAGACUCGUAAGGUGAAGGUGACUGUGGUUCGCAAUGACUCCAAAGUGUCCUAUGUGCGCCCAGUGUGCCAGCUAGUAAGACUGGUCGAAGUGAUUUAG